Myotis davidii is the source of this 4418-nucleotide messenger RNA. It is a transcript of the gene PTPN23, whose product is annotated as protein tyrosine phosphatase, non-receptor type 23. Lineage: Eukaryota; Metazoa; Chordata; Mammalia; Chiroptera; Vespertilionidae. Gene Ontology annotation, molecular function: protein tyrosine phosphatase activity; protein binding. The coding region runs from base 84 to 4172 and encodes 1362 amino acids. Gene Ontology annotation, biological process: protein transport to vacuole involved in ubiquitin-dependent protein catabolic process via the multivesicular body sorting pathway; protein dephosphorylation; endocytic recycling. The transcript has 25 exons. The record is from RefSeq and is a predicted model, not a curated record. Gene Ontology annotation, cellular component: endosome.
GAGGGGCGGGGCAGUGCGCGCGCUGAGCCAGCAGCUGGAGCGGCCGAGGGGAGCGGCCCGGCGGCCGGCGGGCUCUGUCCGCCAUGGAGGCCGUGCCCCGCAGGCCCAGGAUCUGGCUGGACCUGAAGGAGGCCGGCGACUUUGCGUUUUAUCCUGCAAGCAAAAAAUUUGUCCUGAAGAACUACGGAGAGAACCCCGAAGCCUACAACGAGGAGCUGAAGAAGCUGGAGCUGCUCAGACAGAACGCCGUCCGGGUCCCACGGGACUUUGAGGGCUGCAGCGUCCUCCGCAAGUACUUGGGCCAACUCCACUACCUGCAGAGCCGGGUCCCCAUGGGUUCAGGCCAGGAGGCUGCUGUUCCUGUCACCUGGACCGAGAUCUUCUCGGGCAAGUCUGUGGCGCACGAGGACAUCCAGUACGAGCAGGCCUGCAUCCUCUACAACCUGGGUGCACUGCACUCCAUGCUGGGAGCCAUGGACAAGCGGGUGUCUGAAGAGGGCAUGAAGGUCUCCUGUACGCACUUCCAGUGUGCAGCAGGCGCCUUUGCCUACCUGCGGGAGCACUUCCCUCACGCCUACAGCGUCGACAUGAGCCGCCAGAUCCUCACUCUCAAUGUCAACCUCAUGCUGGGCCAGGCGCAGGAGUGCCUUCUGGAGAAGUCGAUGUUGGACAACAGGAAGAGCUUCCUGGUCGCCCGCAUCAGCGCCCAGGUGGUGGAUUACUACAAGGAGGCCUGCCGGGCCUUGGAGAACCCUGACACCGCCUCACUGCUGGGCCGGAUCCAGAAGGACUGGAAGAAGCUGGUGCAGAUGAAGAUCUACUACUUUGCAGCUGUGGCUCAUCUGCACAUGGGGAAGCAGGCUGAGGAGCAGCAGAAGUUCGGGGAGCAGGUCGCGUACUUCCAGAGCGCCCUGGACAAGCUCAGUGAGGCCAUCAAGUUGGCCAAGGGCCAGCCUGACACUGUGCAAGAUGCCCUUCGCUUUGCUAUGGACGUCAUUGGAGGAAAGUACAAUUCUGCCAAGAAGGACAAUGACUUCAUCUACCACGAGGCUGUCCCGGCCCUGGACACCCUUCAGCCUGUGAAAGGUGCCCCCUUGGUGAAGCCCUUGCCAGUGAACCCCACAGACCCAGCUGUCACAGGCCCCGACAUCUUCGCCAAGCUGGUCCCGAUGGCUGCCCAUGAAGCCUCGUCGCUGUACAGUGAGGAGAAGGCCAAGCUGCUUCGAGAGAUAAUGGCCAAGAUUGAGGACAAGAAUGAGGUGCUGGACCAGUUCAUGGAUUCAAUGCAGCUGGAUCCCGAGACAGUGGACAACCUGGACACGUACAACCACAUCCCGCCCCAGCUCAUGGAGAAGUGUGCAGCUCUCAGCGUCCGGCCCGACACUGUCCGCAACCUCGUCCAGUCCAUGCAAGUGCUGUCAGGUGUGUUCACGGAUGUGGAGGCCUCACUGAAGGACAUCAGGGACCUGCUGGAGGAGGAUGAGCUGCUAGACCAGAAGUUGCAGGAGGCAGUGGGCCAGGCAGGGGCCAGUGUGGCCGGUUCCCAGGCGGAGCUGGCAGAGGUGAGGCGAGAGUGGGCCAGGUACACGGAGGUCCACGAAAAGGCCUCCUUCACGAACAGUGAGCUGCACCGCGCCAUGAACCUGCACGUUGGCAACCUCCGCCUGCUCAGUGGGCCUCUGGACCAGGUCCGGGCUGCCCUGCCCACACCAGCCCUCACCCCAGAGGACCAGGCCGUGCUGCAGAACCUGAAGCGCAUCCUGGCCAAGGUGCAGGAGAUGCGGGACCAGCGCGUGUCUCUGGAGCAGCAGCUGCGGGAGCUCAUCCAGAAGGAUGACAUCACCGCCUCGCUGGUCACCACGGACCGCUCCGAGAUGAAGAAGCUGUUUGAGGAGCAGCUGAAGAAGUACGACCAGCUGAGGGUGUACCUGGAGCAGAACCUGGCUGCCCAGGACAACGUCCUCCGCGCGCUGACCGAGGCCAACGUGCAGUAUGCGGCCGUGCGCCGGACGCUCAGCGAGCUGGACCAGAAGUGGAACUCCACGCUGCAGACCCUGGUGGCCUCCUACGAAGCCUAUGAGGACCUGAUGAAGAAGUCCCAGGAGGGCAAGGACUUCUAUGCGGACCUCGAGAGCAAGGUGGCCGCUCUGCUGGAGCGGGCCCAGUCCACCUGCCAGGCCCGUGAGGCUGCCCGCCAGCAGCUCCUGGACAGGGAGCUGAAGAAGAAGCAACCCCCACGCCCUGCCCAACCCUGCUUCUCAGUACCCCCACCCCAGCCACUGUCCAUGCCGUACACCUAUCCUCUGGGACCUAAGCAGCCCCUCACAGCACCCCCAGCCCAGCACCACUUUCCUCCUGGGAUCCCCACGGGGUUUCCAGCCCCGAGGAUAGGGCCCCAGCCCCAGCUUCAUCCCCCACGGGCAGCAUUUGGGCCCCAGCUCCCCCAGCAGCUCCCCCAGCAGCCCCUGCCACUCCAGCAUCCCCACCUCUUCCCAUCCCAGGCUCCAGGGCUCAUGACUCCCCCACCCCCCUACUCCUUCGCCCCCCAGCCUGCGGUCCUGGGGCAGCCACCACCACCUCUACACUCCCAGCUCUAUCCCCGCCCCUCUCAGGAUCCCCUGCCCCCUCACUCGGGGGCUCUGCCUUUCUCCAGCCCUGGGCCCCCUCAGCCUCCCCAUUCCACCCUGGCCUAUGGUCCUGCCCCUUCCCCUCGGCCCCUGGGCCCCCAGGCAGCCCCUCUCUCCAUUCAAGGCCCCUCACCUGCCAGCCAGGCCACCCCUAGUCCCCACCUGGUGCCUUCACCUGCCCCUUCACCAGGGCCUGGCCCAGUGCCUCCUCGGCCCCCUGCGGCAGACCCGCCCCCAUGCCUGCGCCGGGGGACUGUGGCUGCCGACCUGCUCUCCUCCAGCCCCGAGAGCCAGCAUGGUGGCACCCAGCCUCCCGGGGGUGGGCAGCCCCUGCUGCAGCCGACUAAGGUGGACGCGGCCGAGGGCCGGCGGCCACAGGCCCUGCAGCUGAUUGAGCGGGACCCCUACGAGCGUCCUGAGAGGCUGCAGCAGUUGCAGCAAGAGCUGGAGGCCUUUCGGGGCCAGCUGGGCGAUGCCGGGGCCCUGGACGCCGUCUGGCGGGAGCUGCAGGACGCGCAGGAACACGACGCCCGUGGCCGCUCCAUCGCCAUUGCCCGCUGCUACUCGCUGAAGAACCGGCACCAGGACGUCAUGCCCUACGACAGCAACCGCGUGGUGCUGCGCUCGGGCAAGGACGACUACAUCAACGCCAGCCGCGUGGAGGGGCUCUCCCCAUACUGCCCGCCCCUGGUGGCCACCCAGGCCCCGCUGCCGGGCACAGCUGCCGACUUCUGGCUCAUGGUGCAUGAGCAGAAAGUGUCGGUCAUUGUCAUGCUGGUGUCUGAGGCGGAGAUGGAGAAGCAAAAGGUGGCUCGCUACUUCCCCACCGAGAGAGGCCAGCCCAUGGUGCACGGCGCCCUGAGCCUGGCGCUGAGCAGCGUCCGCACCACUGAGACCCACGUGGAACGGGUGCUGAGCCUGCAGUUCCGUGACCAGAGCCUCAAGCGCUCCCUGCACCUCCGGUUCUGCCACGAGGCGGUGGUGAGACACGUGGAGCAGGUCCUGCAGCGCCAUGGCGUGCCCCCACCCUGCAGGCCCUUGGCUGGCACAGGCAUCAGCCAGAAGAACCACCUCCCUCAGGACUCCCAGGACCUGGUCCUCGGGGGGGACGUGCCCAUCAGCUCCAUCCAGGCCACCAUCGCCAAGCUCAGCAUCCGGCCGCCCGGGGGCCUGGAUUCCCCAGUGGCCUGCCUGCCGGGCCCUGUGGAGCCCCCAGGCCUGCUGCCAGCCAGUCUCCCGCAGUCCACCCAGCUCCCCUCCUCCUCCCCACCGCCCCUCUCUUCACCCCUGCCCGAGACACCCCAGCCCGAGGAGGAACAGUCCGUUCCUGAGGUCCCCAGCCUGGGGCCCCCCUCCUCCUCCCUGGAGCUGCUGGCCUCCCUCACCCCGGAGGCCUUCUCCCUGGACAGCUCCUUGCGGGGAAAGCAGCGGAUGAGCAAGCAGAACUUCCUGCACGCCCACAACGGGCAGGGGCUGCGGGCUGCCCCGCCCGCCGACGACCCCCUCAGCCUUCUGGAUCCACUCUGGACGCUCAACAAGACCUGAGUAGGCUUUGCCCGCCUGGUCCUCACACUACGUCUCGCCCGCCGCCCACCUGCCUGCGCCCAGCAGGGCCUCCUGAGGUGGCGGGUCUCUUCCUCCUGUCCUUGCUGCCUUCAGCCCUUCUGGUCCAGCCCGCACCCCUAUGGGGUGCAGACACGUCGCAGGCCUUAGGCGGGUCCUGCUACUGUGGGACCUGACGUUUUUCCAGCUCUUUGCUGCUGAAGGAAUAAACCAACCUGUCUGUGGCCA